Messenger RNA from Armigeres subalbatus, 960 nucleotides. RefSeq lists its product as uncharacterized. The record is from RefSeq and is a predicted model, not a curated record. The transcript has a single exon. NCBI's taxonomy places the organism in Eukaryota, Metazoa, Arthropoda, Insecta, Diptera, Culicidae. The coding region runs from base 1 to 960 and encodes 319 amino acids.
AUGACCAAGUUGGGAGAGUACCAAAGUUCUUUCAACGACAUUUGGGAAUUCAUGGAAGACGUUCCAGCCGACGCCGUAGCUUUCGACAUGUCCAUCCGGAUAGAUCGAUUAGACGUACUGAGGGAGAAGAUAGAGAACACUAUUAUCGAAGUGAAGUCACACUCCAGCUACAGCGAAGAAAAAUACCCCAUUGAUAGCAGAAGGAAGGAUUUCAGCGUGCGCUUCUACAAGAUGAAGGCCUUCCUCAUGGAUCAGUUGAAGCAACUACAGGAGCCUACACCUAUAUUAGAUCGGUCAUUUCAUGCUGGAGAAUCGUCGAUAGGGGGUAGUUUAGAUCACGCUCGCUUACCGCAGAUUAGGUUACAGGUUUUCAAUGGAGACAUUAAUGAAUGGCUCAGUUUUCGCGAUCUGUUCACCUCACUAAUUCACUGGAGAACAGAUUUGCCUGAAAUAGAAAAAUUUCAUUAUUUGAAGGGUUGUCUCCAGGGUGAACCAAAGGGCUUAAUAGAUCCGAUCCAAAUUACUAAGACCAAUUACCAGGUUGCCUGGAACCUGUUAGUUGAGCGGUACAGCAAUAGCAAACAGCUGAAAAAACGGCAGGUGCAGAUUCUUUUCGAUCUACCUGUUCUUGCUAGGGAGUCAGUUGCUGAUUUACACAGACUCGUCGACAGUUUCCAGAGGGCUGUGCAAACACUCGAUCAGAUAAUUCAACCAGGAGAUUAUAAGGAUCUUCUUCUGAUCAACCUGCUAAUUUCGCGUCUGGAUCCUACAACAAGGCGAGGUUGGGAGGAAUUUUCAUCGAGCAAGGACCAAGAGACACUUAAGGAUCUGACUGGGUUUCUUCAGCGACGCAUCGGAGUACUGGAAGCAUUACCACCACGACAAGUGGAUACAGGGGAUGCAAAGGCAUGCAGUUUCAACGUCAACGCAGAAACCAAAAGCAACCGCAGUGAAAACUAG